Messenger RNA from Micropterus dolomieu (smallmouth bass), 1943 nucleotides. RefSeq names its product adrenergic, alpha-2D-, receptor b (gene adra2db). Gene Ontology annotation, biological process: adenylate cyclase-activating adrenergic receptor signaling pathway; regulation of vasoconstriction; platelet activation. Gene Ontology annotation, cellular component: membrane. The record is from RefSeq and is a predicted model, not a curated record. The transcript has a single exon. The coding region runs from base 317 to 1588 and encodes 423 amino acids. Lineage: Eukaryota; Metazoa; Chordata; Actinopteri; Centrarchiformes; Centrarchidae. Gene Ontology annotation, molecular function: alpha2-adrenergic receptor activity.
GAUGUGACAGCCGAGGAGGGACUUCACUCAUGGUGCCUUGGAUUGUGAACGCUGUUCUUCGCACUGCUGUUACAUUUUCAGAACACCGUGUGCCCGUCGGGACUAUUUGGAGGAACUGUGAUGAAGGGUUUGCUACUUGAGGAGAUGUACUUGUGCAGGUACUGUGCCUCAUGCGGGUUGCACUCUCUUUGUACUGACCCGGAGCGUUACGCGCAACGUAGUUAGUGGAAGGCAGGUCCGCGCACCCAGUCUUAGCUGUUUUGGAGAGGAAAAGGGCGCAAACAAACAUGAUACGAAAGGACAAAUUGGAGGCAGAAUGGAUUUAACCCGGUUAAAUCUGUUGGUGGAAAACGUCUCCAAUGAUGAGAACACCACGGACGCACCGCUUGCCUUGCCUCACACGGAGGCAUCCACUGCGCUCAUCAUCGUGGUAGUUACUGUGAUCAUUUUGGUGACCAUUGUCGGUAACGUUUUGGUGAUUGUAGCGGUGCUGACCAGCCGGGCUCUCCGUGCGCCCCAAAACCUUUUCCUGGUCUCUCUGGCAUCCGCGGACAUCCUGGUGGCCACGCUGGUCAUCCCCUUCUCCCUCGCCAAUGAGGUCAUGGGCUACUGGUACUUUGGAAGUACUUGGUGCGCCUUCUACCUGGCUCUGGACGUGUUGUUCUGCACCUCAUCCAUCGUGCACCUGUGCGCCAUCAGCCUAGACCGCUACUGGUCAGUGACAAAGGCGGUCAGCUACAACCUGAAGCGGACACCUAAGCGCAUCAAGUCCAUGAUUGCUGUAGUGUGGAUCAUAUCUGCGGUCAUCUCCUUCCCUCCUCUUCUCAUGACCAAACAUGAUGAAAGGGAGUGCCUGCUGAAUGAUGAGACCUGGUACAUCCUCUCCUCCUGCCUGGUGUCCUUCUUCGCUCCGGGUCUCAUCAUGAUUCUGGUUUACUGUAAGAUCUAUAAGGUGGCCAAGCAGCGCUCAUCCACUGUCUUCGUGGCCAAGAACGGCCUGGAAAGGCAGCCCUCUCAGUCCGAAACCUGUUUCGUUAGGAAGGACCGGUUCGAGAUGGAGAGCCCCAGUAGCCAGAGCUCCGGAAGCCACCAGCAGAAGCAAGGGGAGCUGGACGACAUCGACUUGGAGGAGAGCUGCUGUCCGUCGGAUACUAAACCCCGCAAUCAUCGCUUCACCAAACGGAGGAAGGUGGAGGGGUCAGAGUGCUGCCCGCCUCAGAACUGCCGUCUCUCGUGGGCUUCGGCUCGGGCGUUACAGCUCUACCCAGAGCAGAAGAUCCCAGCCUCGCGCCAACAGCUGGCCGCGGCCAACAAGACCAAAGUGGCCCAGAUGCGGGAGAAACGCUUCACCUUCGUGUUGGCAGUAGUGAUGGGGGUGUUUGUGCUUUGCUGGUUCCCAUUCUUUUUUACUUACAGCCUGCAUGCUAUCUGCAGAGAGAGAUGCUACAUCCCUGGCGCACUUUUCAACCUUUUCUUUUGGAUUGGCUACUGCAACAGUUCUGUGAACCCCAUAAUAUACACUAUUUUUAACAGGGACUUCAGGAAAGCCUUUAAGAAAAUCGUAUGCAGAACUUCCAAACGCACAUAAAUACAAAAAAAAAAAUGGUUCUUGGGACAAAUCUGUAUGCCUCUCUCACUCAACAGUGCUGGGAAGGGAUUGUAUUAUUAGGACUCAUUCUUCUUGGCUGACUUGUUUUCUCACCCAAAUAAUUUUAAUGUAAAUACUAUUGUAUUGAGAGAGAAAAAGAUCCAGUGCUGUGUACAUAUUUAGAACUCUGAAUAAAAUGUAAAGUGGAGCAAAAACAAAAGAGACAGACUUUUAGUGCUUCACUGUUGCAAACUUGAUGCAAUCAUCCCACAUGGUCAGUUAUUUAAUCAUUAGAUGCAUUUAUGCCACUUGAGCAAAGCUGUAAUAUAUAGGUCAUUGUAUAAUAAGUCCUGAA